Moneuplotes crassus is the source of this 2165-nucleotide messenger RNA. NCBI's taxonomy places the organism in Eukaryota, Ciliophora, Spirotrichea, Euplotida, Euplotidae. The record is from the annotation of a GenBank genome assembly.
AUGGAAAUACGAAGAGUUGAAGAGCAUAUAAUUAUCAACAAGAAAAAACCGAAAUAUAAGAUCCGUGCAAAGAGAGAAAAUAGUGGAGUAAAGAAUAGGGUAAAAUCUUCGGUUGUAUCUCCCAAGGAAUCUAAAGAUGAUCUCACACCCAAUAGAAUGCUAUCUGAUGAGUUUGUGUACAAUCGACCUUCAUUUUCAGGACCCACAGCACACAAAUGAGAGAUCACCAAGGGAGAGUUUGUUAAACUCAAAGAUCAACUAGACAUAGUAUCAGAGAAACUAAAUGAAAUCGACGUUAAAACGAUUAACAGUAAAGCAAGCCAAAAUGAUAUGGAAAGCAUCGCCAUCCGUCUUAAAAGAUAUUUUCAAAAAGAAAUGGAAAAUUUAAGGGAUCAGAAUGUAAUUUUUCACAACCAAAUCAACAAGAAGGUUGAAUCCCAGAUGAUCGAGAAGACAGAUUUUUAUAACGAAAUAGCUGAUUUUAUCAGAUUUGAUGACAUUAAUGUUAUUCAGGAUAGAAUCCAUAUGAUAGAGCAGCAGAUACAGAACAAGAGCGUUUCUAUUUCAGAGUCUGGGUCUUCAGAAGAAGAAUCAUCAGAAGAGGAAGAUGAAGAAUUAGAUGAAGUUGAUGAUUUCUUACCAAAUGAAGGUCCAUUAGAUAACCAAGAAGCUGAAGAAGGGGAAGAUCUUUCUCCAACACAUAAAAUCUCAAAAGAAGAUGAAAUUGAGCAGAAAAAUGACAGUGAUGCUCCAUAUAACAAGAGUAUUGUUGCUAAAAUGGUUAAUAUGGAUAAUGAGCAAAACUCAAACUCUUCUCUAGUGAAGCCAACAAUAGUUAAGACUCUUAAAAUUGAUAAACUCAUUUUAAAUAAUACAGAGGGAAGCUUAUCAAGAAAUAACUCAGCUAGAGACAUUAAUCCGACUAGAGAGAAUAGUUCUGUGAAGAACAAAUAAAAAUUAUGAAAAUUUUAGCUCUUCUACUAAGCUUCAUAAGCUAGAUUGUGCUAUGUAUGAUCACACAGGAAGCAAAGAAGGCUGCUCCAACAAUUCUCCUACUUCGAAUAAAUUCAACAAAACUGGAAAUGACUUUAAUAUAAAAAUUGAUACUGCAAUUGCCAAGCCAAAGAAAGAGAAAAACUUUUCAGUUAAGAAGUUUUCAGCGACCAAAAUGGGAACUUAUAUGAGCCGUGAUAUUUCCAAUUCUAGUAUUAUGACAAGGUCUAAGAAAAGCACCAGAUCAAAACUCAAAAAUAGAAUGGGCACUGGACUUUCAGCACCAGACAGAUUUUACAACCAGAGAGUUUAUCAAAUAAGUGAGCAAUUAGAAGCUAAAAUCAAAGGGGUUAUCGAACGGCAUGAGGAGCUACAAACGAAGGUGGUGCUCAAUGAAGAAACUCUGAAUAAUCAUACAAAUAAAUUCUCAACAAUAGAUGGAAUAAUGGAAGUCCUUCAAAAGAAAAUUGGAUACUUCGAAACAAAAGGAUUCUUACAUUUUAAAUAAAUACUAUAUGGGUCCUCUUCAUGACUUAGAAAGCUUAAGGAAAAAAUAUAUGAAAAGAAUGGAUGAGAUAGAAGCAGACUUUAAAUCCUUCGGAAGAGCUAUCCAGUCAUUCAAGUCUAAAAUUUCUAAAAUCUCAACUGCCGCUACCAUCCCUAUACCUCCUACUACAUCUGAACCGAUUGGGAGUAAUGUGCAGAAAGAGAGGACCCUGACUGAUACCCAGAUACAUCAGGGGUUUAUAAAGUGAGAGAACGAGAUUGAUAAGGUUGUGGGCAGCUUUGAAAAGAAGACUAGACAGUUACGAGAAGAAAUAGAGAAGUUGAAAGAUCCUCUUGAAAAUGUAUUUCAAGAUCUAGUCAAGGAAAAGGAAUGUAUGGGAAGGCAAAUGGAUAGGUACCAUAAGAAAUACAGAGAAAUUGAAGAUGCAAAAGAUGAUUUCAUGCACAAGACAACUGGGUUUUUGAACUAUGAGAUAGGAAAAGAAGAUUUUAGAAAUAGAAGUGAUAAUUUUAGAUCAAUUCAAGGUAGAGCUAUCAAAGAACUCAGAGUUCCAAGGUUUAAAAGAAAUGUUAACAGGCCAGGUUCUCUUGGAAUGGUCACUGAAAAUCAUUCUUUGAAAAGAUACGAUAUCCAAACAAUGAAGAAAUUUGUGAAUAAGUAUUAA